This is a messenger RNA of Dreissena polymorpha, 2422 nucleotides long. Its product is annotated as NKAP-like protein. Gene Ontology annotation, molecular function: chromatin binding. The record is from RefSeq and is a predicted model, not a curated record. Gene Ontology annotation, cellular component: nucleus. Lineage: Eukaryota; Metazoa; Mollusca; Bivalvia; Myida; Dreissenidae. The transcript has 9 exons. Bases 192 to 1598 code for a protein of 468 amino acids. Gene Ontology annotation, biological process: regulation of gene expression.
UGUCGAGGUAAACAUUACAUCGUAAAAUAAAAUUGAGGAACUUUGUAAAACGUAUGCAUUUAAACCAAGGUAUAUCAAUAAAGACAAACAUAAUUGCAAGACUGUGGAAGACAUUCGUAUGAGUAUAUCGCGGCCCUCUGUUUGGUUUUGGCCAAAGUGACACGAAAAAGUUCAGCGGAUAGAAAGAAAACAUGGCCCGCUCAGACAGUGAUGGUUCACCGAGCUAUCGAUCCAGGAAAUACUCUCAAUCCUCUUCUGAUGAUUCUAACCACAGAAGUCAAAGGUCACCAAAAAGGAAACGUUCAAGGUCAUAUUCGAGGUCACCAGACAGGAAUAAAAAGAACACAUCAAACAGUGGUAAAAUAUUCAGAGACAGUACUUCUUCAGAUAGUAGGUCAAAGUCAAGGUCACCAAUGUGUCGUAGAAAAGAAUUUGCAGGUUCUCGUGAACGAGACUCAAAAAUCAUGGACAGAAACACUAAAAUCAGAGACAGAUCUUAUACUAGGUCAAGGAGUAGAUCACCUAUAGCCAGAAAUAGGUCACCUGUUCAAAGAACUAGGUCGCCUGUUGAAAGAAAUAGGUCGCCUUUCCAAAGAAAUAGGUCGCCUGAUCAAAGAACUAGGUCACCUGUUCAAAGAAAUAGGUCGCCUGUUCAAAGAAAUAGGUCACCUGUUCAAAGAAAUCGGUCACCAGCUUGGAAUGACAGGACAAGGUUACCAAUACUGAAAGGACGUGAGUCAAAUGAAGAUCAGGUGGGGAGAAGCAAUAAUGAAAAUGGGUAUGGUGGGAGACAUAAAGACAGGGAGUUGCAGUAUGACGUUUUUGAAAGGCGGAGGACAGACAGAGAGAGGAUUUGUGCACUGGGAGCCCCUGAAGUCUGGGGCAGAUCACCCUCGCCACAACACUCAGAAUCUGAUGAUUCAGAAGACACUGAUGAAAGUGAGGACGCCUCGGGGACUGAUUCCAGCUCAGAAGAAGAACGAAGGAAAAAGAAAAAAAAGAAGAAGUCAUCAAAGAAAAAGAAGCACAAAAAGCACAGUAAAAAGGGAAAGAAGUCCAAGCACAAGUCUAAGAAGCGAAAGCAAAAAAAGAAGGCUGAGGAGUCUGACUCGGAAAGCAAAGAUUCGGAGGUCGAAGAAGACCAGUGGGUGGAGGUCGUGAAAAAACCCGAACCCGAAGUAGCAACACAGCAGAUGGCAGCGCACUCUGAUGACGACGCGGAAGAUGAGUUUGGUCCGAAGCCUUUCGUUCCUACGGCACCUGGAUUGACCCAGAAAGAUUUCGGCCAUGCGCUGUUGCCAGGUGAAGGUGCGGCCAUGGCGGCCUACAUUGCAGAAGGCAAACGUAUCCCCCGCAGAGGAGAGAUCGGUCUCACGCCUGAUGAGAUUACGCAAUACGAGGACCAGGGAUUCGUGAUGAGCGGUAGCAGGCAUCGUCGAAUGGAGGCCGUGCGUCUGCGCAAGGAAAAUCAGAUCUACAGCGCGGACGAGAAGCGGGCCCUGGCAAACUUCAACCACGAGGAACGCACGAAACGCGAGACCAAGAUCCUCUCCCAACUGAGGGAGAUGGUCCGCAAGAAAAUGGACGCUCGCAAAUGAGUGUUAGACAUGGGAGCCUGCUCUGAGGAAACGGGCUGUAUGCAUGUCGUAAAGUGUCGUCCCAGAUAAGCCUGUGCAGUCCACACAGUCUUAUCAGAGACGACACUUUCCACUUCUAUGGUAAUUUCUGUUUUAAGGAAGUCUAUAAUUGCUUCAAUUAUGCAGUUUAGGAGGAAAGUAUUGUCCCUGAUAAGCCAGUGCAGACUUCAUGAUGCGGAUAUGCGUUUUAUCCCGUUUUCCGAAAGCGAGGCUCCGUGGAAUUGUGGAAUUCAUGACUCAGGAUUGAGCUGUUCGACUGUUUGUAUGCAUUCAAGUUACCUAUAGGAGGGUAUAUGAUGAAGUAUUGAGGUUCAGAAAUAAGAAUUAAAUGUGGAAUUGUGGAGUUGUGACUCAAGAUUGAGCUUGUGAACUUUUUGUAUGCAUUAAAGAAGGGAUUUAGCUAGACAAAAAAAAGGCAGGACGGGAGCUUAAAUUGGCAGGGUGACCUCUUUGGUGUAAUAAUGCUCUUUCCACUUAUGAACUUAUGUUCAAUCACCCUUUCAGCAUAAUGCCAUCAGGUUUAUUUUUAUUAGCUCAUCUAUUUUUUGAAAAAAAAUUAUGAGCUAUUGUCAUCACCUUGGCGUUUCGAUCCACUUCUUAAGUAUCAAGGCUAUUGCUUUCAAACUUCAAAUACUUUCAUGCUAUCAUGAGGUUACUGUACCUGGCAAGUUGAAAUUUACCUUGACCUUUGAAUGACCUUGACUCUCAAGGUCAAAUUAUUAAAUUUUGCUAAAAUUGCCAUAACUUCUUUAUUUAUGAUUAGAUUUGAUUGAUAAUUUGACAAA